UAAACUCACUGCAUCUGCAAAGGGAGUGUAUCUGCCAUCCCUUCCCCCAUCCCCACCACCAUCAUCACCGCCGGACCAGUGAACACCAGGCUCGGUACAUCAUUUCACCGUUAUGGCAAAUGAAUUCCCAGAAAACAGAGAAAGAACUGCCAACUCACGCCAUGCCAACAUCACGUCGUCUCUAGACCUGAGCACGUCUCUAGACCACAGUGUGCAGACGCGGAUUUUUAAAAUCAUUGUCAUCGGGGACUCAAAUGUGGGUAAGACCUGUUUAACCUUCCGCUUCACCGGCGGAGCCUUCCCCUGCAAGACUGAAGCCACCAUCGGCGUGGAUUUCAGGGAGAAAGCUGUGGAAAUCGAGGGCGAGAAAAUAAAGGUACAAGUAUGGGACACAGCGGGCCAAGAGCGCUUUCGGAAGAGCAUGGUGGAGCACUACUACCGCAAUGUGCAUGCUGUGGUAUUUGUGUAUGACGUCACAAAAAUGGCCUCAUUCCAGAACCUAAAGACCUGGAUUCAGGAGUGUAACGGGCACGGGGUGUCAUCCUCAGUCCCUCGAGUUCUGGUGGGAAACAAAUGCGAUCUAUUUGACCAUAUCCAGGUCCCUUCCAACACUGCCCUUAAGUUUGCAGAUUCCCAUAACAUGCUACUGUUUGAAACAUCAGCCAAAGAUCCCAAGGAGAGCCAGAACGUGGACUCCAUUUUCAUGUGCCUGGCAUGUCGUCUAAAAGCCCAAAAGUCCCUGAUCUACAGAGACGUGGAGAGAGAAGACGGCAGAGUGAGGCUGACGCAUCCGCCCGAUCCUAAGAGUACCUGCCCAUGCUGAGGACCUUAAACUGUGGAAUUAUUAUCAUUGAUGAUAAUUCAGUGCAAGAAUGUGCCUGCAACUAAUUUUAGUUACUUUACGCCAUGAACUAUCCCUGUUUCUGUGUGUGUGCGUGUGUGCUUAUCUUACAUGUUGUUGUUGUUUUUCUAUGGUUUUCUUUUUUUUUUCAAUUACACCAUCACUAAAAGGCAAAUCCCACAAAACCAGUCAAGAAUAUGUCCGGGUUGUAUUUCAUCUCAAAAUCAAAGGAAAGAAAUGAGAAAUAAAAUAAUGCCACCUUUCCAUUGUUACAUUAUUGUCAUGACAAUUAAGCACAUUUCC
This is a messenger RNA of Rhinichthys klamathensis goyatoka, 1144 nucleotides long. It is a transcript of the gene rab33a, whose product is annotated as RAB33A, member RAS oncogene family. Bases 113 to 823 code for a protein of 236 amino acids. Gene Ontology annotation, cellular component: Golgi apparatus; endosome. Gene Ontology annotation, biological process: Rab protein signal transduction. NCBI's taxonomy places the organism in Eukaryota, Metazoa, Chordata, Actinopteri, Cypriniformes, Leuciscidae. The transcript is spliced from 2 exons. Gene Ontology annotation, molecular function: GTPase activity; GTP binding. The record is from RefSeq and is a predicted model, not a curated record.